This is a messenger RNA of Aedes aegypti (yellow fever mosquito), 1642 nucleotides long. It is a transcript of the gene Vajk4, whose product is annotated as skin secretory protein xP2. The record is from RefSeq and is a predicted model, not a curated record. Lineage: Eukaryota; Metazoa; Arthropoda; Insecta; Diptera; Culicidae. The transcript has 2 exons. Bases 76 to 1101 code for a protein of 341 amino acids.
AUAUACCCGGUGUAGUGGGUUUUUCAAAUCAGUGCCUACUUUGGUCUCGCUUAUUCUAUACACUUGAAGCGCACAAUGCGAAUGAUUAUUGUUCCUUGUUGUCUUGCCCUAUUUGUGGCAUUAGUCACAUGCGAGGGUACUGCUGCAGAGGAUAAAAAAGUAGAAACAGCUGAUGUCGAGGCCAAGGAAUCGCAGAAUUUGGAGAAACGUGGCUUGUACGGAUCCCUUGGCGAUUUCGGGCACGACUUCGGACACCAUGAACAUCAUGAACACAUCAAGACUGUGACCAUUGAGAAGAAAAUCCCGGUUCCUUACACCGUAGAGAAGCAUGUUCCAUACACUGUGGAAAAGAAGGUUCCUUAUGAAGUCAAGGUGCCAAUCCCACAACCCUACAUUGUGGAGAAGAAGGUCCCAGUUACUGUGAAGGAAUACGUCAAAUACCCAGUGCAUGUGCCAGCUCCUUACACCGUAGAAAAGAAGGUCCCUUAUGAGGUUAAGGUUCCAGUCGACAAGCCAUACGAAGUGAAGGUCCAUGUUCCACAACCCUACACCGUUGAAAAGAAGGUGCCGUAUGAAGUUAAGGUCCCAGUCCCAGUGCCUUACACCGUCGAAAAGAAGGUCCCAUAUGAAGUGAAGUAUGAAGUCCCUGUACCAAAGCCAUACACUGUCAUCAAGAAGGUCCCAUAUGAGGUCAAGGUCCCAGUUGACAAGCCUUACAAGGUCGAAGUUGAGAAGCCAUACCCAGUUGAGGUGCCAAAACCAUACCCAGUUGUGGUUGAAAAGAAGGUCCCAUACGAAGUAAAGGUUCCAGUAGACAAACCAUACAAGGUUGAAGUGCCCAAGCCAUACAAGGUUGAAGUCAAGGUCCCAUACCCAGCUCCAUACACCGUCGAGAAGAAGGUCCCUUACACCGUCGAGAAGCCUGUACCUUAUGAAGUCAAGGUCCCAAUUGACAAACCAUACCCAGUCUACAAGGAAAUCAAGGUCCCAGUCGAGAAGGAAGUUCCAUACCCAGUAAAGGUCCCAGUCCACAUACCAGUCCAUGUGCACAAAGAAGAGCAUCAUGAUCAUUCCUUUGAGCACCACGACUACCAUCACUAAGCUAUUGUAGGUCACCACCAUCACUCAUCCAGUCCUAUUAAUUACUCCCAUCUGAACUGAACUGAUUUUUAAGAAUGUUUAACGUUCCUCCUGUUUUAUGUUUCGCAGUUUACGAACAGUCCAUACGAACCAUUUCAUGAAUUUGUGAUCUUAAAUGUAGUUGUUAAAGCGAGCAAUAUUUUGUAGAGAGUGUUGACUUCUUAGAGCAUCGUCCGCCUUCGAGCUGGAUGUUUUUCGAGAAGUAAAUCCGUUGUUGAUUUUUUUGUUUAUACUUUACCAAGCGAGUAGGAGAAAAUCUAAUUCUUUACUUUGUUAAAACACGGUUAAUGACCCAGCCACGAUAUUUGGAACUUUGAAAGCUGUACCAAAAAAAAACCUAUUGUUACCUAGAUGGAUGAAACUCCCAAUACUCCAGUUUAUGAGGUAAAAUUGAUCAAAUUUCUUUACAUUGCUGAGAAACAACAUGUGAUAUUAAAUUUCUUUUAUUUUCGAACUGAUAUAAAAAAACGAAGUGAAUAAAAGAAGCCGUAACUGUGUCUAA